Glarea lozoyensis ATCC 20868 is the source of this 1134-nucleotide messenger RNA. RefSeq names its product Thioredoxin-like protein. The record is from RefSeq and is a predicted model, not a curated record. Lineage: Eukaryota; Fungi; Ascomycota; Leotiomycetes; Helotiales; Helotiaceae. The transcript is spliced from 2 exons. Bases 1 to 1134 code for a protein of 377 amino acids.
AUGUCACAUAAAACCAACCAUGUCUCCAGCCAAGCCAAAACAUCAAAGUUCCUGCCUUCGCGCACCGGCAAGAUGUCUUCUGCUUUCAAGUCGAUACUGAAUACGGUUCAGCAGACAAUAUCUGGGUCAACGACACCAUUGCCUGGGACUCCGCCAAAUAAUACACCUCUAGAUCAGCUAUUUCCGAAGGUUGAUCCGGCUGUCGAUGGAGAGGACUGUGAUCAUGAUUGUAGCUCAUGUCAUGUCAAAUAUCCGAAAGGGUUUAAAAUCGACGAGGAUGACGAAUUAUAUGGACAUGUGAAGGGAUGGAGUACGCAUAUUCUAGUAGCAACUGGGAAGUCAGAUUGGGUACGGGAUGUGGCAGAUGAGAAAGGUAGUGUCAUGGAAGCCAUUGAGAAGAAGGCAGAUGUAAAACCAACGAGUGGAAAACUCAUGCUCUCAGCCUCCAACAUCCCCACCCCGAGCCACUCAACAAACUACGCAGAACCCACAACCGUCCUCCUCCUCCCCGCCUUCAUAAUCAUCGAAAACGUUACCCCAACCUCAGUAAACACCCUAAUAACAUCCUACAUCAACACCGCACCCACAAACACCUCUCCCCUCCUACCCAUAUCCAUCCCCGCAUCCCUCCCGGAACCCCUCCCCACCGCCGACCAACUAACCUCCCGCCCCUCUCCCCACCGCGCACUCAUCCUCCUCUGCUCCCAAAAAACCCGCGACGCACGCUGUGGGCAGUCCGCGCCCCUCCUACGCAAAGAAUUCGAGCGGCACCUCCGCACCUGCGGACUCUUCCGGGAUCUCGACGACGAGCGACCGGGCGGGGUGGGAAUCUACUUCAUCUCGCACGUCGGCGGCCACAAAUAUUCAGCGAACGUGAUGAUAUAUCGGAAAGCGGAUGCGUUUGGGCUGGACGACGUGCAGCGGGCGAAAUUGGAUGGAGAGGUGUGUCCGCCGCCAUCGAAGGUGGUGGAGGGGGAGGAGAUGGGGGCGGCGCAGUGUAUGUGGAUUGCGCGGGUGAAGCCAGAGGAUUGCGAGGGGAUUGUGAAGUUUACUGUGUUGCAAGGGAAGCUGGUUAAGCCGGAGAGUCAGUUGAGAGGGGGGUUUGAUCGGAAGAGGGGGGUGUUUAGUUGGUGA